This is a messenger RNA of Ictidomys tridecemlineatus (thirteen-lined ground squirrel), 2641 nucleotides long. RefSeq names its product prion protein (Kanno blood group) (gene Prnp). The record is from RefSeq and is a predicted model, not a curated record. Gene Ontology annotation, biological process: protein homooligomerization. Gene Ontology annotation, cellular component: membrane. NCBI's taxonomy places the organism in Eukaryota, Metazoa, Chordata, Mammalia, Rodentia, Sciuridae.
GAGUCCGGCACCCUUUAAGGUAAAGCGGGACGCCCGCCCAGAGCCAGGGAGCGUGGGCUGGGCGGCGAGGUAAUUGGUCCCCGCACGGACCUCCACCCGCUGGCGCCCCCGCCCCGCCUGCGCCCUGCGCGUUGCCAGCUCCCUGCGCCAGUUGCUGACAGUCGCGACGCUGCGAGCUUCUCUCCGGGCUUCCGAGGCAGACUCCUGAAUAUACCUCAAACUGAACAAUUUCAGCCAAGCCGAAGCAUUCUGUGUUCACAGAGGCACCAGUCCAGUUUAGAUCAGUCAUCAUGGUGAACCCUGGCUGCUGGCUGCUGGUUCUCUUCGUGGCCACAUUGAGUGACGUCGGCCUCUGCAAAAAACGGCCAAAGCCUGGAGGAGGGUGGAACACUGGAGGAAGCCGUUACCCUGGGCAAGGCAGCCCUGGAGGCAACCGCUACCCACCUCAGGGUGGUGGCUGGGGGCAGCCUCAUGGUGGUGGAGGCUGGGGGCAACCCCAUGGUGGCGGUGGCUGGGGACAACCCCACGGUGGUGGUUGGGGUCAGGGUGGCACCCAUAAUCAAUGGGGCAAGCCCGUUAAGCCAAAAACCAGCAUGAAGCAUGUGGCAGGUGCUGCUGCAGCCGGGGCAGUGGUAGGGGGCCUUGGUGGCUACAUGCUGGGGAGUGCCAUGAGCAGGCCCAUGAUGCACUUUGGCAAUGACUAUGAGGACCGUUACUACCGUGAAAACAUGAACCGUUACCCCAGCCAAGUGUACUACAAGCCCGUGGAUCAGUAUCCCAACCAGAACAGCUUUGUGCAUGACUGUGUCAAUAUCACAAUCAAGCAGCAUACAACCACCACCACCACCAAAGGGGAUAACUUCACCGAGACCGAUAUUAAGAUAAUGGAGCGUGUGGUGGAGCAGAUGUGCACCACCCAGUACAAGCAGGAGGCCCAACAGGCUUACUACCCAAGAGGAUCCAGCAUGCUCCUCUUCUCCUCCCCACCUGUGAUCCUCCUCAUCUCCUUCCUCAUUUUCCUGAUUGUGGGAUGAGGAAGGACUUCCUAUUUCCAAGUCGUCUUUAUCUUGCUCCAGGGUUGGGAGGGGGUAUCCACCUGCAGCCCUUUUAGUGGUGGUGUCUCAUUUUUGCUUCUCUCUCUGUCCCCCAUAGGCUAUACCCUUGGCACUGAUGGGCACCCAAAAAUGUAGAGUAGACUUGGAUGCUGUUUAUUCAAGGGCCCAUUGAUUGAGUCCUUCGUGGACCAAGGCUAAUGCUGAGCCUGCAAAUAAUCACUGGUUAAUCUAGGCUCAUUUUUGGUCUAUUGCAACAGAUAAAGGCUAGAAUAGAUCUUAAAAUGGUCCUCAAAUACCUUUGCCUGAAUACCUCUGGCUCUUUUAGUAGCCAGAGCUCAAGGCGUGAAUGUCCCAGCUUAGCAAUGAUUUCAUAGCAGUUUGGAAAACUUUUCUCUUUUAAGAAAACUUGAUAUUAUUUCUGCCAAUUUUGGAAGGGGCCACAUGAUACUCAUUCAAAAGAAAAAGAAAAAAAAAAAACACCAGAAAUCUUCAACAGGCUCAGCCCUGGAGUAUGUGCUAUGUUUUUGCAGAGAGCUGCAGUGACAUUUUGCUUUUUGCAGUAGGGACUACACAGCAGUUGCUGAAUCGGUAAAUAUUAUUGUGACCCUAUACCUCCUGCCAGAGGACAUAUUUGCCGGGGUUGGACAUAAUUAACACAAGCAAAAGACUUCUGGGACUGAAAAAUCCAGCCUUUGGGAAUGGUGCCUUUGGAGACAAGCUCCCCUCUGGGAUGUGUAGAGCAUCCAAAUGUGGCAUUCCUUUCUUUAGUAAAUAAAUUGUAGAUAACUAAGGCAGCAAGAUUGCCUCCUAAAUACUGAAGGUAAAUCUUGGUUUCCUGGAAACUAGAGUGAUGUUAACCAUGUUUGGGUGAUGCCAGGAGAUGGGACUCCAAGGAAGUCUGCAAGGGCAGACCCAUGAUCCUCUUGGAGGAUUGUGAAGUGAAAGAACGCAGUCAGCAUACAAAGAAGAGCUCCAUUUCUUCAUUUCUGUCCCAUAAUUGUUAAAACCCAGGAUUAGGUUGAGUCUUCAGUUUCUGUAAUUGGCUUUUGAAUCAAAGAACAGGGAGACAAUCUAAAAAAUGUCUUAGGUCGCAGAUGUCAGAAAUAUCCAUUCUAAGUGGAAAAGGAAAUUCUGUAAAUGUUAUUUAGAUAAGGUAAAGUUGUUCCCUAAAUUGUUCAAUAUGGUCGCCUAGCAGAUAAAUAUUACUAUUCUACAAUGUAAUUGGCUUGCACUAUAUGGGUGUUUAAUGUUAAAUAUAUAUAUAAAAUAUAUAUUGCAUAUGACAAAUUUAGAAGUUUUGUUUAGAGUAAUUAACAUCAGAAAUGUCUAACACAUUAAUGGUUUCCUGAGGUACUAAGUACUUAAUACGUGGGAAAGCCUUUUUUGUGGCCCUUAGGCUUACAACGUGCACUGAAUAGUUUUGUAUAUGAAUCCAAAGUGGACACCACUAACUGGUCUUUGAAAUAUGCAUGUACUUUAUAUUUUCUAUAUUUGUAACUUUGCAUGUAUUUGUUUUGUUGUAUAAGAAUUUAUAAAUGUUUAUUAUCUGACUGAAAUUAAACAAGAGCUAAGAUGAGCACCACCCA